Spodoptera litura is the source of this 2759-nucleotide messenger RNA. RefSeq names its product Carnitine O-Acetyl-Transferase (gene CRAT). Gene Ontology annotation, biological process: carnitine metabolic process, CoA-linked. Lineage: Eukaryota; Metazoa; Arthropoda; Insecta; Lepidoptera; Noctuidae. Gene Ontology annotation, molecular function: carnitine O-acetyltransferase activity. Gene Ontology annotation, cellular component: peroxisome. The record is from RefSeq and is a predicted model, not a curated record.
UGGUUCGAAAGUAUCAACCUUGCAUUCUUGUAAUUUAUGCCUUAGUGUACAUAGAUCGUAAGAGUUACAUGUUAAUAGGUUUGAAUUUUGAAUUUUGUACACUGCUCUAUUGCUACAUUAUCCUAUUAUUACCCAUCCUUAUUACAAAGUACGAUACGGUGGAUAGGUACCGUAUCUUAUAAACACAGUACACGUAUUAGUUUAUAGCAGUUUUACUGCGAUAGUCUAAGUUGAUUAGUAGAACGUAUGGGUCAUUUUCAUUUUACCAAGCUAAUGUAACAAGUAAAAUCAUUAUUCUCACGUAGAUAUUUGUAUAAUUGGAUCGAUUGUGCCUUAAAGCUUGUAGCACAGUAUUUCUAUUCUUUACUGUGUGCUUGUAGGUACCUAUGUCGAUAUUGUACUGUUGGUAGAAUAGAUAAACAGAUGUUGACUAGUGUCAAAGUACAGGUGUCUCGCUAUCAAGAUUGCGAAGAAAAUACCAGAAUGUUGCGUGGGAUUAGUAGAUUUUUUGGUCAUAAGGGAUUUAUCUUGGAGCCAUAUGUGACUUCCAUGCAAUUAUCUUGUAAUUACACUUCUGCCAAAACAAAUAGAAAUGUACAAAAACUACCAUCAUUACCAGUACCAAAACUUGCUGACACAUUGAAGAAGUAUUUACUUACCGUAAGGCCCUUUUUAAGUGAUGAGGAGUAUGCAAGAACUACAGCUCUUGUAAGAGACUUCGAGAAAGGGACAGGACAGCAGUUACAGGUUUUGUUAGAGAAGAGGGCACAGGAACAUCUGAAUUGGCUUGAAGAUUGGUGGCUGAAUACUGCUUACCUAGAAUACCGCGACCCCGUUGUUGUGUAUUCCAGCCCUGGACUUGUUUUCCCGUUUAGAAAGUUUCAAACUCAAAAUGACCAAUUGGUGUAUGCUGCUAAGACUUUGUUGGCUGCUUUAAGUUACAAGAGCUUAAUAGAUAAUGACAAAAUACCUGUUGAGAUGAUGGGUAAGAAUCCUCUGGAUAUGGCCCAAUAUAAAAAAGUAUUUGGAACCUGCAGAAUUCCACAUGCAAAACGAGACAAGUUAUCUUUUAAUAACAGUAAGCAUGUCACCAUCAUUCAUAACAACCAUAUUUUCCACGUCGAUCUCUGGGGUGACGAUGGAGUAAUGCUGAAUGAAGAACAGAUAGUUCAGCAAUUAAAAAAAGUAAUUGAACUAUCGAGUGUUCCUAAUAAUCAGGGUAUAGGUAUUCUUACAUCUGAAAAUCGUGACACAUGGGCGAAGGCUUAUGAUCUUCUAGCUAAAGACAAAACAAAUAGUGAAUCUUUAGCAGAUGUUGAGAGAAGUAUUGUUGUUAUGUGUUUGGAUGGAGCUGUCGACCUUUGGAAGUAUGAAGAUGCGAACGCCCGUCGAAACUUGGCAGGAGCACAGACCAUACAUGGUGGAGGGUCACAAAGUAACGGUGGCAACCGUUGGUUUGACAAGACUAUACAAUUCAUUGUGGGUGCGGAUGGUGUAACAGGUCUUACAUACGAACAUUCUCCUGCAGAAGGCCAACCAAUCGCUAUUUUAACAGAUUUCAUUAUUAAAUAUAUUGAAGAAAAUAAAGCUCCCGAAGGAUCGUCGAAAAGUCCUAAACAACCAAAAUUAUUGAAAUUCAACGUAAGCUCAGAAGUUAAUAACAUGAUAGAAGACGCCAAGAAGAAUUUAGACAAAUUAGUCCAAAAUCUUCAAUUGAAUUGCUUCCAGUAUGACAAAUAUGGGAAAAAUUUUAUCAAGUCGCAGAAGUUAAGUCCAGAUAGCUAUAUACAGAUGGCCAUGCAGCUCGCCUUCUAUAGGUUACACAACGUACCUGGAGCCCAUUACGAGUCUGCAGCUACAAGAAUGUAUGUUGGCGGACGCACAGAAACAAUACGAUCGUGCUCAAUUGAAUCAAUAGAAUUUGCAAAAACAAUGUUAAAUUCACAAAGUAGUCCAAAAGACAAAAUAUCUGCAUUGAAGAGCGCUAUAAAUUCUCAUAAAAACUAUACAGUUCAGGCACUACAAGGAUUAGGUGUUGAUAGACAUUUACUUGGUUUAAAAUUAAGUGCUAUCGAAAAUGGCAUUGAAAUACCAAAAUUAUAUUCUGAUGCUGGAUUUACAAGAAGUGCACAUAUGAGGAUUUCUACUAGUCAGGUUGCUUGUAAGUGUGAUGGAUUUAUGUGUUACGGGCCAUUAGUGGCUGAUGGAUAUGCAACCUGUUACAACCCUAGAGACAAUGAUAUAAACUUCGCUACUGCCGCAUUUGUCGAACAUCCGGACACCGAUUGUAAUAAAUACAGGAAUGCUUUGGAACAAACUCUCCAAGAAAUGCAUGAUGUUCUCUUGAAGAAUGUUCCUUCCAAACUGUAGACUAGGACAUGACCUACUCUAGGCAGUAGCCCAGUUAUACUAAUACUCAAUAUACUUAUGUAACUCAAUAUUUACAAGGUGAAGGAAUAUUAUUGUAUUAUUUAUAUUUUAUUAUCCAUCUAUAAAGGUCGGUAUUGUUUCUUUGGUGAAAAAUUAAUUAUACUUAUUUAACCAUUUACAUAAAGUUACAAAACUUUAACCGCCGAACUGAUCGACCAAUAAUCGGAUUAUAUAAUGUCUAUUAGUUUCAUAAAAUAAAAACUUGAACAGGUGGUGGAGAUAACAUAUAAUUAUAAGUGAACAUUAAAAAAUAUAUACCUAAUUGUAGGUAGUAAUGUAAGGCCGAUUGUAACGAUUUAUACAAUAAAGUUUUAUAUGUUUAUACUUUA